AUGGUGGUAUUCUAUUCCUUUAAAUUUUAUAUGAUUAGUUACAUAAAUUACUUAGCAAAUAGGGUGCCUAAAAGAGUAGAUGAUCUUAAUACACAGAGAUGUCCCUACAAUGUUGGCUAUGUUGUUGCCCCAAAAGAUGAAUUUGCUGGUGAAGUCUCGAUAAUGUCAUCGAAAUGCAUGACUGAAACUGAUUUCAGGUAUAAUGAUAAACAGAAAAUGUAUGCAGUUUAUCUUAUGAACAUGACAACAAAUGUUCGUAUUUGGAAAGCCUUGAACUCACAAUCAGACGGUGACCACCUUGGCCUUAUUAAAAAAGUGUUGCGGCCUUGUCAUGAUGGUGGAGAAAAUUGCAAAUUUUGUAGUCAAUAUUCUUACACUAAAGAAGACAUAAUUCGUUCUCAAAAUUUGAAUGAUUCACAGGAAGAAGCUGUUUCAAGCUGUGUUGGUAUGUUAAACUGUUGUCAUGCUAAUACCAAAAUUAUAUGGGGUCCACCUGGAACUGGGAAAACAAAGACAAUUGCAUGCCUGCUAUUUUAUCUUCUCAAGUUGAAAACAAGGACACUAACUUGUGCACCAACAAAUACUGCGAUUUUGCAAGUCGCAACUCGGUUGCAUAGUUUAGUUAUGGAAUCCCUUGAGUAUGAUACCUAUGGUUUAGGUGACAUUGUGCUCUUUGGAAAUGGUAAAAGAAUGAAAGUUGAUUGUUAUCCAGGUCUUGGUGAUAUCUUUCUUGAUUAUCGGGUGAAAAACCUCAUGCAGUGCUUUUCUUCAUUAACCGGAUGGAAGCGUACCUUGGAGUCCAUGUCCCAGUUUCUUCAAGAUCCCGAAAAGCAAUAUUUUUCAGAGAUUGGCCUUAAGUCCCUUGAGGAAUUUGUCAAUGAAAAACAUAGUCAUGUGUUAUCCUCUUUCUGCAUGUACAAGCGAAUUAGUAGGAAUGAUGAUCAUAUUAUGACAUUGGAGGAAUAUGUGCAGAAGUUGUGGAUCAAUAUUGCAGAUGAAUAUUCCGACAAGAUGGAUAAUAUUAAAAGUUUCAUGACAUUGGAGCAGUUUGUGAAGAAGACAUUUUGUGAAUUAAGUGAGAAGCUCAAGUUUUUGAUACAAAAUUUAUACACUCACCUGCCCAAGUCUUUUAUUUCACUUGCAACAGUGAAGAAAAUGUUUCGAGCUAUUGAACUAUUAAGGUCAAUUGGAAUUUCAUUGGGUCCAGAAAAGUUUAAGAAAACUCUUGAUGCUAGCGAAAAAGAAAGAAUUCCUUCUUGCUUUCUACCAUCAAACUCUGAAAUUGAUGAUUUCUUGAAAAUACUCAGUUUGCUUUCCAGUUCUAUUUUUCUUCCUGAACUCAAUGGGAGAAAUCAAAUACAAAAGUUUUGCUUGUCCAAUGCAUGUCUGGUUUUGUGCACUGUUUCUAGUUCUAUUAAACUCUACACUGAAGGAAUGACUCAGGUAAAGUUUCUAGUAAUUGACGAAGUGGCCCAGUUGAAAGAGUGUGAAUCCACAAUCCCCUUACAGCUACCUGGUCUUCAGCAUUGCAUUCUUAUAGGUGAUGAGAAGCAACUGCCAGCACUGGUGAAAAGCAAGAUUGCUGAUAGUUGUGGAUUUGGAAGAAGUAUGUUUGAGAGACUGGGUAAGGAGAAAUCUGGCCGCGGACACAGCUUGAUGAACAUGGUUGAGGUUGUUGUCAUUUCUGAGAUGAUUAAAAACCUCAAAAAAGAGUUUAAGAGGACACAAUAG
Molecule: messenger RNA, 1731 nt
Organism: Vicia faba (fava bean)
Lineage: Eukaryota; Viridiplantae; Streptophyta; Magnoliopsida; Fabales; Fabaceae
Source: the annotation of a GenBank genome assembly